CGAGGUUGCUUCUUGCGUGCCUCUAGUGGUAGGAGAGUUAGAUUCCAGGCUCCACCCUAAGUGGUGUUCCCAAGUUUCUCCAGCCUCGGGCUCCGGGGUCACUGCCCCCAAACAGGGACCUGGAGGGGGAUGGAAUCCACUCAUACCAGGAAUAAGGAGAAAAAGGGCAGCAGGCUGUCCCAAGCUGCAACAUCCUUGAGUGGAAGUUCGAAGGCUUCAUUAUCCCGUUCUGAGGAAUUCCUGGCUCGGAUCAGCACAGAACUCACCGAUGAGGCCUUGUUUAUUGCUGGUUACCACAUGAGCCCUGUGCCCACCAAGGAAAAACAGACACAGGAACAAGGAACUCAGUUAUCCAAACACGAGCUCGUCACCAAGACCCAAGGCACCGACACUUGCUCUGACAAAAACUGUACCUGCACCAAGGCAUACCUUCUGCCAUCCCCUCAUGACAAGGAGCUGGAAUAUGGAAGCGAGCCAAGUAGAGUGCCUGCCUUCAAGACAUCUAAAUGGGGGGGCGCUUUGCCCAGCAGCUUGACAUCUGGAGGAUGAUCCCAACCCUUUUUGGUGCAGCUCUUGGCCUCUCGUGCCCUGCCUCAUUCUGUCCCUCUAGGACAUACCUCAGACCUCCUCUUUCACAACUCAUUAAUCACUUUGGUUUGUGGGGGCACUCCUGGUCAUGAGCAGCAUCACCCCUGAAGUCUCCAAAGUGUUCUGGACCAUCGUACACCUUUCCACUCUCAGCUGGCAAGGACACCACCAGAAAUCCAAGGCUUUAAUAAAGAGACAGAGAUCUUUCCCUCCUUCCAACCCAGGCAGUGCUCCAGUGUGACUUCUCUGGCGUGAAGAUGCAGGAGGAAUGGCUUUUUUUGGUCAGAUGUGCGGGCAUAUUGUUGA
Molecule: messenger RNA, 894 nt
Organism: Molossus molossus (Pallas's mastiff bat)
Lineage: Eukaryota; Metazoa; Chordata; Mammalia; Chiroptera; Molossidae
Product: putative protein T-ENOL
Exons: 7
Coding region: 130-549 (139 amino acids)
Source: RefSeq, a predicted model, not a curated record